AUCCUGCCUUGCUUCGCUGGUCCUAUGCUAGGACGCAAAACAUCUAUCCUAAUUUCCGCCCGACACCCAAGUCGUCUUUUCUAGGAGCUCUUUUUGCUAUAGGCCCUAUUGUCUUCUGGAUUUGGGCCUUCAAAGCUGACAGGGAUCGUAAAGAGAGGCUUAUCCAGGAAGGUAAAUACCAGCGACCGUUCAGCCUAUUUUAA
Messenger RNA from Pterocles gutturalis (yellow-throated sandgrouse), 203 nucleotides. It is a transcript of the gene NDUFB4, whose product is annotated as NADH dehydrogenase (ubiquinone) 1 beta subcomplex, 4, 15kDa. The record is from RefSeq and is a predicted model, not a curated record. The transcript is spliced from 2 exons. Gene Ontology annotation, cellular component: mitochondrion. The annotation marks the transcript as partial. NCBI's taxonomy places the organism in Eukaryota, Metazoa, Chordata, Aves, Pterocliformes, Pteroclidae.